AUGGCUCAAGAGGGCAAACUUCGGAGAAUUGGGAUCAUCGGUUUUGGUCACUUAGGUCAGUACCUGACAGAGAUGAUUGAGGAAGAAGGGCAUCAACAUGGUAUUGAACUGGCCUUUGUGUGGAACAGAAACCCGAAAAAGAUGGAAGGGAAAGUCCGAAAGGAGCUGCAGCUGGAGGAUCUGAACAAGUUUGUUGAGAGAUGUGCUGACCUUAUUGUCGAAGUCGCUCAUCCUCGGAUAAUAAAGGAAUAUGGUGAGGAGUUCCUCAAACAUGCAGAUUGUAUGAUUGGGUCUCCAACAGCAUUUGCCGAACAGGAAGUGGACACCAAAUGUCAAGAAACAGCAAGGAGAUACGGACACACGCUGUAUAUACCCAGUGGGGCACUCUGGGGGGCAGAAGACAUCCAAAAAAUGGCCAACAGAGGAACACUGAAGGCCUUGAAGGUGACAAUGAGCAAACAUCCGGACAGCUUCAUGCUGCAUGGCCACCUGCAAGAGCUGAAGGACAGCAUGAAGGGACAGCGGGCUGUACUGUACGAAGGCCCAGUGAGGAACCUGUGCCCCUUUGCACCCAACAAUGUCAACACCAUGGCUGCUGCAGCAAUGGCCGGACAUAACUUGGGCUUUGACCGGGUGCAGGGCUGCCUGGUAGCUGACCGAAGCCUGUUGAAUUUUCACAUCGUGGAUAUCGAAGUAACCGGUCCAGUGAACAAGGCAUCAGGCCAUGAAUUCACAGUAAAGACUAGCCGGCAGAACCCUGCCCCUCUAGGGGAAGUGACGGGUAUGGCAACCUAUACUUCAUUCUGGAGCAGCCUGCUCAAUUGUAAAGGUCAUGGGGGCAAACUCUUUCUGUGCUGA
Messenger RNA from Carcharodon carcharias (great white shark), 858 nucleotides. It is a transcript of the gene aspdh, whose product is annotated as aspartate dehydrogenase domain containing. Gene Ontology annotation, biological process: NAD+ biosynthetic process. NCBI's taxonomy places the organism in Eukaryota, Metazoa, Chordata, Chondrichthyes, Lamniformes, Lamnidae. The coding region runs from base 1 to 858 and encodes 285 amino acids. Gene Ontology annotation, molecular function: NADP binding; L-aspartate dehydrogenase [NAD(P)+] activity. The transcript has 7 exons. The record is from RefSeq and is a predicted model, not a curated record.